This is a messenger RNA of Durio zibethinus, 2251 nucleotides long. RefSeq names its product putative E3 ubiquitin-protein ligase ZFP1. Gene Ontology annotation, cellular component: nucleus. Gene Ontology annotation, molecular function: ubiquitin protein ligase activity. The record is from RefSeq and is a predicted model, not a curated record. NCBI's taxonomy places the organism in Eukaryota, Viridiplantae, Streptophyta, Magnoliopsida, Malvales, Malvaceae.
AAAAAAAAAAACAGAGAGCUCCUGUUUAUAAAAGUAGAAAUAUGUCUGUCUCUUUCUCUCAAAUUUCUCUCUCUCUUCGUUAUUUUUUCUCCGUAUUUUUGUUCUAAAUAAUAUUGUCUUUCAGAUCUCUAGAUUCUUCCAUUCUUUUUCUUUCCCUCAUUUCGCUUCAAUUCGGGUUUCUUUAAGAUAAGCUGGUGUUCUCUUUCUGGGCUGUGAUAUUUUCAUGAUUAUAAGCAGGGACAAAUUGCAGCAACAAUUUAUCGGAACAGCAUGGGCCAAAGAAAUAUGCAAUGCCCUAGUCAGAUGAUUGAUUUAGAAAUGGAUCAGCAAGGCCAGGGAUAUCUCCAUCAUGAACCCUGCAUCUUUUUGGGUGGCAUAACAAACUACCCGCCACCUGAUAUCCAGAUGGCGGUCACAGCUCCAGGGAACACAACUAGUCUUGAUCCUCAUCCCUUACCAGAGCAUUAUGAAAGCUCUAUGUUCUUUGGGAUGCCCCAAUACCCUGGUGUUCAGCAUCGUUAUUCCCCAAAUCUUGAUCUUGGUAUUGGAAGUGCAUCCAACUUUUACAUUCCCAAUGUGGCUACCCAUUCGUCUGGUGUUCCUGUAAAUCAUGGACCUACAGACCAGAUGCCAUCUUCUGGCAACUGCAGUCUCCUUGGAGUUUCUGCAGGUGAAUAUGCAAGGAAUUGCCACUUCAUGGAUAAUGCUAGAGGCUUGUAUAAGAGAAAGAAUUCUGAAGGGAUCCCAGGAAAUUUUCAGCAUUUUAAUGCCUCAUCAAGCUCUAGUUCCUCAGUUUCGCAAUUAAAUUCUAGGCAUCCUGAUGGGGUUGGCACGGCAGAUGCUGCAUCCUUCACCAUUCCUCAGUAUAGAGGGAAUGGCCCUCCACCAAUUAGAGAUGCAGGAUCUCAAAGAAGUAUGAGGAACAGAUUAGGGGCAACUGCAGUGGAUCCUGUUUUGAUGCAUAGUACUAACCAAUUUUUUCAAGGAAAUUACAUGGGCCAGCCCUUUCAUCCAACAAUAACCAAUGGAGGUGCCCCUGCUUGGACUCAGGCUCCUGGUGUUCCUUUUAUGCAUGGUAGCAAUAUUGGUGGACCUAUGGAGACUAGGCAUAGAAGUUCCACAAACUUUUCACAUUCUUCUCCCCUUGACCUUCGGAACCAUAACUACCAUCACCCUGCACCACCUAUUGAAGGAGUAAGAGGCCACAGCAUUAAUGUUCAUCCACAAUUAGCAGCAGUUCCAUAUCACUUUCCUGCAAAUUAUGCCUCACAGAGCACCAUGAAUCCUUCACAGGAUAGUUUGGAGAUGGGUCGUAGGCAUCUGGGACCAUUUCCACCUACUGGAUUUAGGAUAUAUCAUUCUCGCCGAGAGGUUGUUGUACCUGAGACGACUCUGAGACAUCGCAAUCUUCCUCACCUGAGAGUUCUUCCACCUGAUGGAGUUGCUGUGCUGGAGUUCCCAGAGUUUUAUGAAGAAGUAGGGAAUUUUAUUGAUCAUCACAGGGAUAUGCGCUUGGAUAUAGAGGAUAUGUCUUAUGAGGAGCUACUUGCACUCGGAGAGCGGAUUGGCAACGUGAACACUGGCUUGUCAGAGGAAACCGUUAUGAGUAAAUUGAAAACAAGAACUUAUUCAACAUUCGCAACUAAUAUUAAUCUGAAAGAGGCGGCACCCAUUGAUCAAGAACCUGAUUCUUGCAUUAUUUGCCAGGUAAUAUUAUUUGUUGAAGAGCUUAAACUACCCAUCUCUUUGUUCAGGUUUGAAGCACGCUUUUUCAUCACCCGUCACAAUUCACUCCUAACAUAUGGAAUCUGCUAUUUCUCCUGGAAUUUUGCCAGGAGGAUUAUAAGAAUGAAGAGAAAAUCGGAACUCUUGAUUGCGGACACGAGUAUCAUGCAGGUUGCUUAAGAAAAUGGCUGUUCGUCAAGAAUGUAUGCCCCAUCUGCAAAACUGAGGCAUUAGCCACAGUGUCCAAGGAUGUAUAACACAUGGGGUGACUUAUUCCAGCUAAAGUAAUAAAUUACAUAAAUGGUUGAUGGUGGCAGAAUCAGUUAGAGGAAGCUUUCCUCUAAUGACUAAUCUGUUUACCAUAACUAAACUGGUAUUGUCCAAGUAUUUUGUACAUGAACUUGCAGAUAUCUAACAGACUGUCAAUCAUUUAUUUGUUGGCUCUGUAAUUAACAACAAUUGUACAGACUCUCAUUAUGCAGUCUCAUGCUGUAUUAUCAACUUUCAGCUAUAAUGUGUUUUUCAU